Fusarium oxysporum Fo47 is the source of this 945-nucleotide messenger RNA. RefSeq lists its product as uncharacterized. Gene Ontology annotation, cellular component: peroxisomal membrane. Gene Ontology annotation, biological process: peroxisome fission. The transcript is spliced from 2 exons. The record is from RefSeq and is a predicted model, not a curated record. Bases 1 to 945 code for a protein of 314 amino acids. NCBI's taxonomy places the organism in Eukaryota, Fungi, Ascomycota, Sordariomycetes, Hypocreales, Nectriaceae.
AUGUCUUACCAGGAAGCAGUUGACGAACUUGAAUAUUCUCACAUUCAAGAGCUAACUAUCCCACAAUACGAGCAACAGAUAACUCCUACUGAAAGUCCAACUGUACAAACUCCCAAAGUUAUUCCAAUGCCUGUCCAGUCGAAAGUUGCGCUCAACGCGCCAGACCGUUUGCUCUUUAGAUUGAACGAACUUAUGAAACCAACCAAAGAUCUUGGUUCUGUCCUUACAACCUUCAACUAUGGCCUCUACCUCUUGGCUUACUUCGACUCCAAAGCCUACAAUCUCAAGUCCAAAGCCCUUUCGUUCGUCAGACCAGAAACUGCUUUCACCGCCCUUCCUGGAGCCGCUGAAGCAGAGUCCUCUCCUUUUGCCAGAUUGGGCUCUGUCGUUGCAAAUGCCAGGUUGACCUUGAGACUCUUCGGCCUGCUCCCUAUUUACGUACGGGUCAGGAAGCUGAUUAGAGAGGGUAAGAGUAUGGACCCUGUACUCUACAUCAUCUCCUUUAUUCAAUGCUCCCUCUUUGCGACGUUCCAGCUCCUUGAGAAUAUCGCAUUUCUCAUGGAGAAGGGUGUCUUGAUGAAAUGCGGUCUGGGAUGGCUCUUCAACGGCACAGGAGGACGUGUUGCAAACAUGUAUAGGGUCGCUCACCGUGCUUGGUUCUUGGGCAUCAUCUGUGACUUUGCCCGUCUCAUGCGUGAGGCUCAGAUAUUCUUUACCAAGAACCAUCUUGAGAAGGGUGAGAUCACGCGAGAAGAAGCUGAGAAGGCAGUGCAGUGGUACUAUGAUUGGAUUCGUCCUCUGGCUUGGCUACCCAUCGGUUGGCAUCUCUCAGGAUGGAUGGGAGAUAAGGCGCCGGGUUUUAACUUGGGAGUUCAGGGGGCGGCGGGUGUUUUGGCAGAUCUUAGAAGGACGACUAUGCUCUGGCGUGCAACUCAGGAAGCCUGA